Molecule: messenger RNA, 1997 nt
Organism: Rosa rugosa (rugosa rose)
Lineage: Eukaryota; Viridiplantae; Streptophyta; Magnoliopsida; Rosales; Rosaceae
Exons: 8
Coding region: 280-1659 (459 amino acids)
Biological process (GO): positive regulation of ERAD pathway
Molecular function (GO): ubiquitin protein ligase activity
Source: RefSeq, a predicted model, not a curated record
AUCUCUGAUGUUUACUUGGCGAAGAGGUUGAUCUCCGAUAAUAAUCUUCAGUUCUCCUCUCUCUCUCUCUCUCUCUCAAACCUUUUUUUCCCCCAAAUUUUCUCUCACUGAAGUUUUGACCUUUUCUUCUUCAACGGUCGCCUCCGAUCGUCGUCGCCGACGGAACCAAAACGCCGUCGCUUUGUUUAUCUCUCUCUCGCUCUAUCUGUGUCUCCGAUUCUUGCUCAGUACGGAAAAGGUGGAGAAUUAAGGAAGAAGAGAGGCUAGGGUUUUUGUUUGAUGGAGGCAUCGGCCGGCAAUGGGAGCAGUGCGAGCAGUGGAGGGAACAGUAGUGGUGGUGAGGAUCGUGCGACGUCGUUUGGCUCUAUGCAAUUCCCGGCGCUGCGAUUCUUCCAGUCGCCGCUUUCUUUUCUGUUAGAUUACUCCGGCAUACUUUCGCCUACCUCGUCGUCCUCGCGCCACGAGAGCGACGCCCCGGUGGUCAACGCCGGCGUCGUUCCCGAUUCGCGGCCGCAUUCCCCUGCGGCCUGCACCAGCGGCUCUAGCAACGCCGGGGAGGUUUCGAUUCGGAUUAUCGGCGCCGGGGAGCAGGAGGACCGCGGGAAUAGUAACGAAACGACGGCGUUGCAAGGGCAGCGUGGAGAGGAGAAUGGAGGGGUGGAUAAUCAGGCCGGGAUGGAUGAGAGAGUCCCCUUGGUGGCUCCGUCGUCGCCGGAACAUGAGGCAGGGGAGGCUGGGAAUGGCGUGGAAGAGAAUUCUAGGGAUUCGGCUUACCAGAGAUAUGAUAUUCAACAGGUAGCCAGGUGGAUUGAGCAGGUUCUUCCGUUUUCGCUGCUCUUACUCGUUGUGUUCAUCCGUCAGCAUUUGCAAGGUUUCUUUGUCACUAUAUGGAUAUCAGCUGUCAUGUAUAGGUCAAAUGACAUUGUUAGGAAGCAGACGGCUCUAAAGGGAGACAGGAAAAUCUCUUUUCUUGUGGGCAUUGCUGUUGUUUUUAUGCUUCAUGUGGUUGGUGUUUACUGGUGGUAUCGAAAUGAUGAUCUUUUAUACCCGCUGGCAAUGCUUCCUCCAAAAGCCAUACCACCAUUCUGGCAUGCAAUAUUCAUCAUUUUGGUAAAUGAUACUUUGGUGAGACAGGCAACAAUGGCUUUCAAGUGUUUGUUGCUUGUAUACUACAAGAAUGGAAGAGGGCAUAACUAUCGUCGACAGGGUCAAAUGUUAACCGUAGUUGAGUAUUCGCUGCUGCUGUACCGUGCCUUAUUACCAGCACCUGUUUGGUACAGAUUCUUCCUGAACAAAGAAUAUGGAAGCCUCUUCUCAUCACUUAUUACAGGAUUAUACUUGACUUUUAAGCUAACAUCUGUUGUUGAGAAGGUCCAAUCCUUUUUUGCUUCUAUAAGGGCAUUAUCACGAAAAGAUAUCCAUUAUGGGUCCCACGCAACAUUGGAACAGGUAAAUGCAGCAGGAGACCUUUGUGCCAUUUGCCAGGAGAAGAUGCAUGCUCCUAUCCUGUUGCGCUGCAAACACAUCUUCUGCGAGGACUGUGUUUCCGAAUGGUUUGAGAGAGAAAGAACUUGCCCUCUAUGCCGAGCAGUGGUAAAACCUGCAGAUCUGCGAACAUUUGGGGACGGAUCAACAAGUUUAUUUUUCCAGUUCUUCUGAAAUCUAAGUCCUGACUUUCAUAGCGUAGAUAUAUGAGCAGCAUUCUUGAAACGGUCACGUUUUGUUCUUGUUAUGAAAAAAAUGAAUGUAAUCUGAUAACAAUGUAUCUUUAGGUUGGCUCCAGGAAAUCGGAUGGUAGGUAUUAUCACUAGAGCGAGAUGUGGUUUGGUAUUAUGUCAAUGUGUUACAAUCAUGAGGUCAUCCUGGAGCCUAAUAGAUGAGAAAACAGAUGACAUGAUCACUACAUCUCCAUGUACAAAACGUGCCUCUGAUGAAUGGGGUCAUCCUUGAUAUGUUAUCAGAUCUUUGUAUAGAUCUAUGAUGCUUCUUUUUUUCUC